AUGUUGAAUGGUAAUUACGUGCACCGGAAUCAUUCAUUGCAUCUUGGGAGCAGGUCAGAAGCAACAUGGCAAAUGUUUCUACUGCGUAAACUCCGACAAGAUUUAAUUGCAACAUACCAAUUACCCCAAAAUCAUAGCGAAGAUCUAUUGACUGAAAUAUACGUAAAUACAGAUUUCUCCGCGAUGCCAGUAGCAGUACAACGUGGUGCGGGUCCAAGUUGUUGGGAUCGUGUUAAAAUGGGUUUCAUGUUAGGCUGUGCAGUUGGUAUGGGUUCUGGUGCUAUAUUUGGAGGAUUCAGUGCACUCAGGUAUGGUCUAAGAGGAAGAGAAUUACUUGGCACUGUAGGAAAAGCAAUGAUGUCUGGAGGUGGUACAUUUGGUUUAUUUAUGUCAAUUGGAAGUGGUAUACGAUGCUAGCUUACGGAGAACUAUAAACACUCUGAGAUUUCCUGGAACUCGCAAAGACCAUGAAUACUGUAAUAUGUACAUUGGAAACCUGAAUACGCAAGUUGCUCACAUAGUACCAGUAUGUGUAGUCAGAGAGCAGAGACAAACGUGGAAAUCAUGAUAUUUCAAUUUGCGUAAUGAUUUCCUUUGCCAUAUUUAGAACAAAUAAAUUUUCUAUGAAACUUUACAAAUCAGAA
Messenger RNA from Saccoglossus kowalevskii, 644 nucleotides. RefSeq names its product reactive oxygen species modulator 1-like. Gene Ontology annotation, cellular component: TIM23 mitochondrial import inner membrane translocase complex. Gene Ontology annotation, biological process: protein import into mitochondrial matrix; protein insertion into mitochondrial inner membrane. NCBI's taxonomy places the organism in Eukaryota, Metazoa, Hemichordata, Enteropneusta, Harrimaniidae. The record is from RefSeq and is a predicted model, not a curated record.